Messenger RNA from Paracoccidioides lutzii Pb01, 387 nucleotides. RefSeq lists its product as hypothetical. Bases 1 to 387 code for a protein of 128 amino acids. The record is from RefSeq and is a predicted model, not a curated record. The transcript has a single exon.
AUGCCACCUUCAGGAACAAAACUGGACCCUCAGCUGCGGCCUCCCGCGACAGACAGCACGUUUAGGACGAGGGUCACGGAAUCAGCAAAAUGCAUGCGCGUUACGGGUAGCGCAGGAAGGACAACGCCACGACCAGGACAAGGAUCCAGGGUGUUCUGGAGUCGCAGAUCAGGAGGGGCGAGGAGACGAGGGGGUCCCAGGAUAGGGCAGGAGAGGCCCUUAGAAUUAUUGUCAGGAUUGUCAGCAGCACUGGCAGCAAUUGGGGAAACUCGAUUGGCGGAGUGGGACGGGAUGCAGGAGGUUUUGAUCACGUUGUUUUUCUGGCCUGCGAAUGGGAACUGGUGGAGAGGGACUGGGGUUGACGUGAAAAGUGGAGUGUUGAGCUAG